AUGUCAUUCUCCCUCCCCACUGCUACCCCUAUCAUUCUCCCUUCCCCCUUGCUACCCCUAUCAUUCUCCCUUCUCCCUUGUUACCCAUGUCAUUCUCCCUUCCCCCUUGCUACCCCUAUCACUCUCCCUUCCCCCUGCUACCCCUAUCAUUCUCCCUUCUCCCUUGUUACCCAUGUCAUUCUCCCUUCCCCCGGCUACUCGACUCGUCACCUUGACCAUGCCUACUUCCCCCUUGCUUCCCCUGUCAUCCACCCUUCCACCUGCUACUCUUAUCAUUCUCCAUUCCCCCCGCUACCCCUGUCAUUCUCCCUUCCCCCUUGUUACCCCUAUCAUUCUCCCUUCUCCCUUGUUACCCAUGUCAUCCUCCCUUCCCCCUUGCUAAUCCUAUCAUUCUCCCUUCCCCCUGCUACCCCUAUCAUUCUCCCUUCCCCUUGCUACCCCUAUCAUUCUCCCUUCCCCUUGCUACCCCUAUCAUUCUCCCUUCCCCUUGCUACCCCUAUCAUUCUCCCUUCCCCCUGCUACCCUUGUCACUCUCCCUUCCCCCUUGCUUCCCCUGUCAUCCACCUUUCCCCCUGCUACUCUUGUCAUUCUCCAUUCCCCCCGCUACUCCUGUCAUUCUCCCUUUCCCACUGCUACCCCUAUCAUUCUCCCUUCCCCCUGCUACCCCAUGUCAUUCUCCCUCCCCACUGCUACCCCUAUCAUUCUCCCUUCCCCCUGCUACCCUUGUCACUCUCCCUUCCCCCUUGCUUCCCCUGUCAUCCACCCUUCCCCCCCUGCUACUCUUGUCAUUCUCCAUUCCCCCCGCUACCCAUGUCAUUCUCCCUUUCCCCUUGCUACCCCUAUCAUUCUCCCUUCCCCCUUGCUACCCCUAUCAUUCUCCCUUCCCCUUGCUACCCCUAUCAUUCUCCCUUCCCCUUGCUACCCCUAUCAUUCUCCCUUCCCCCUGCUACCCUUGUCACUCUCCCUUCCCCCUUGCUUCCCCUGUCAUCCACCUUUCCCCCUGCUACUCUUGUCAUUCUCCAUUCCCCCCGCUACUCCUGUCAUUCUCCCUUCCCCCUUGCUACCCCUAUCAUUCUCCCUUCCCCCUUGCUACCCCUAUCAUUCUCCCUUCUCCCUUGUUACCCAUGUCAUUCUCCCUCCCCACUGCUACCCCUAUCAUUCUCCCUUCCCCCUGCUACCCCUAUCAUUCUCCCUUCCCCCUGCUACCCUUGUCACUCUCCCUUCCCCCUUGCUUCCCCUGUCAUCCACCCUUCCCCCCCUGCUACUCUUGUCAUUCUCCAUUCCCCCCGCUACCCAUGUCAUUCUCCCUUUCCCCUUGCUACCCCUAUCAUUCUCCCUUCCCCCUUGCUACCCCUAUCAUUCUCCCUUCCCCCUGCUACCCUUGUCACUCUCCCUUCCCCCUUGCUUCCCCUGUCAUCCACCCUUCCCCCCCUGCUACUCUUGUCAUUCUCCAUUCCCCCCGCUACCCAUGUCAUUCUCCCUUCCCCCUUGCUACCCCUAUCAUUCUCCCUUCUCCCUUGUUACCCAUGUCAUUCUCCCUUUCCCCUUGCUACCCCUAUCAUUCUCCCUUCCCCCUGCUACCCCUAUCAUUCUCCCUUCCCCCUGGCUACCCCAAUCAUUCUCCCUUCUCCCUUGUUACCCAUGUCAUUCUCCCUUUCCCCUUGCUACCCCUAUCAUUCUCCAUUCCCCCUUGCUACCCCUAUCAUUCUCCCUUCCCCCUGCUACCCUUGUCACUCUCCCUUCCCCCUUGCUUCCCCUGUCAUCCACCCUUCCCCCCCUGCUACUCUUGUCAUUCUCCGUUCCCCCCGCUACCCAUGUCAUUCUCCCUUUCCCCUUGCUACCCCUAUCAUUCUCCCUUCCCCCUUGCUACCCCUAUCAUUCUCCCUUCCCCCUGCUACCCUUGUCACUCUCCCUUCCCCCUUGCUUCCCCUGUCAUCCACCCUUCCUCCCCUGCUACUCUUGUCAUUCUCCAUUCCCCCCGCUACCCAUGUCAUUCUCCCUUCCCCCUUGCUACCCCUAUCAUUCUCCCUUCUCCCUUGUUACCCAUGUCAUUCUCCCUUUCCCCUUGCUACCCCUAUCAUUCUCCCUUCCCCCUGGUACCCCUAUCAUUCUCCCUUCCCCCUUGCUACCCCAAUCAUUCUCCCUUCUCCCUUGUUACCCAUGUCAUUCUCCCUUUCCCCUUGCUACCCCUAUCAUUCUCCAUUCCCCCUUGCUACCCCUAUAAUUCUCCCUUCCCCCUGCUACCCUUGUCACUCUCCCUUCCCCCUUGCUUCCCCUGUCAUCCACCCUUCCCCCCCUGCUACUCUUGUCAUUCUCCAUUCCCCCCGCUACCCCUAUCAUUCUCCCUUCCCCCUGCUACCCCUAUCAUUCUCCCUUCCCCCUUGCUACCCCUAUCAUUCUCCCUUCUCCCUUGUUACCCAUGUCAUUCUCCCUUUCCCCUUGCUACCUCUAUCAUUCUCCAUUCCCCCUAGCUACCCCUAUCAUUCUCCCUUCCCCCUGCUACCCUUGUCACUCUCCCUUCCCCCUUGCUUCCCCUGUCAUCCACCCUUCCCCCCCUGCUACUCUUGUCAUUCUCCAUUCCCCCCGCUACCCAUGUCAUUCUCCCUUUCCCCUUGCUACCCCUAUCAUUCUUCCUUCUCCCUUGUUACCCAUGUCAUCCUCCCUUCCCCCUUGCUAAUCCUGUCAUUCUCCCUUCCCCCUUGUUACCCCUAUCAUUCUCCCUUCUCCCUUGUUACCCAUGUCAUCCUCCCUUCCCCCUUGCUAAUCCUAUCAUUCUCCCUUCCCCCUUGCUACCCCUAUCAUUCUCCCUUCCCCCUGCUACCCCUAUCAUUCUCCCUUCCCCUUGCUACCCCUAUCAUUCUCCCUUCCCCUUGCUACCCCUAUCAUUCUCCCUUCCCCUUGCUACCCCUAUCAUUCUCCCUUCCCCCUGCUACCCUUGUCACUCUCCCUUCCCCCUUGCUUCCCCUGUCAUCCACCUUUCCCCCUGCUACUCUUGUCAUUCUCCAUUCCCCCCGCUACUCCUGUCAUUCUCCCUUCCCCCUUGCUACCCCUAUCAUUCUCCCUUCCCCCUUGCUACCCCUAUCAUUCUCCCUUCCCCCUUGCUACCCCUAUCAUUCUCCCUUCUCCCUUGUUACCCAUGUCAUUCUCCCUUUCCCACUGCUACCCCUAUCAUUCUCCCUUCCCCCUGCUACCCCAUGUCAUUCUCCCUCCCCACUGCUACCCCUAUCAUUCUCCCUUCCCCCUGCUACCCCUAUCAUUCUCCCUUCCCCCUGCUACCCUUGUCACUCUCCCUUCCCCCUUGCUUCCCCUGUCAUCCACCCUUCCCCCCCUGCUACUCUUGUCAUUCUCCAUUCCCCCCGCUACCCAUGUCAUUCUCCCUUCCCCCUUGCUACCCCUAUCAUUCUCCCUUCUCCCUUGUUACCCAUGUCAUUCUCCCUUUCCCCUUGCUACCCCUAUCAUUCUCCCUUCCCCCUUGCUACCCCUAUCAUUCUCCCUUCCCCCUGCUACCCUUGUCACUCUCCCUUCCCCCUUGCUUCCCCUGUCAUCCACCCUUCCCCCCCUGCUACUCUUGUCAUUCUCCAUUCCCCCCGCUACCCAUGUCAUUUUGCCUUCCCCCUUGCUACCCCUAUCAUUCUCCCUUCUCCCUUGUUACCCAUGUCAUUUUGCCUUCCCCCUUGCUACCCCUAUCAUUCUCCCUUCUCCCUUGUUACCCAUGUCAUUUUGCCUUCCCCCUUGCUACCCCUAUCAUUCUCCCUUCUCCCUUGUUACCCAUGUCAUUUUGCCUUCCCCCUUGCUACCCCUAUCAUUCUCCCUCCCCCUUGCUACCCUUGUCCAAAUCCUCAUAGGUACCCCUGCGACAUCUGCUCGCACGCCACUGCGCGGCCAAUGCAGCGAGUAUCGGAAGUCGAACAACUCACGGACGACGAGCGCCGAGCCCUUCGCGCCAGUCGAUUUUCCGCGGCGCGACUUCCCAGUCCACCGCGCUCCUCGCACUCCGCAGCUGCAGCGACUGCACGGCAGGCACAUCCCGGGGGCCCACUGGCGACGAACAAAGCGGCGGCCCUCUCGCGGCGACGCUCGUGGCAGGUGAGGGGCGCGCGGGCGUGGAGCGCACUCAAUGUGCGGGCGAUCCACAGUGGUCCGGGGAGAAAUGCGUGGGGGUUCUGGGCUCGCCGUGCUAUACGGUUGGGGAGGGCGGGAGGGGGGAAGGAGGGCAUGCGAGCAGGGGGCAAGUGGCGCGCAUGCACCGGGUGCGAUGGUGGGAUGAUGGGAUUGGAAAGUGAAGGAGGGGAAGGAGGGAGAAGGAAAGAAGUGGGAUAA
Molecule: messenger RNA, 4320 nt
Organism: Closterium sp. Naga37s-1
Lineage: Eukaryota; Viridiplantae; Streptophyta; Zygnematophyceae; Desmidiales; Closteriaceae
Source: the annotation of a GenBank genome assembly